UAAACUCAUUAUGUUAUGUUAAUGUAGAGAUUGCAUGAAGCUAGCUUUUGUUAGAUGUCAGUGGGAAAUAAGAUAGUUUGUAUAGUUAUCUAUAUCACCAUGCAUGUUUAUAUUCAAUGCUACAAUUAGACUCGGAGAGCUGUUUGUGUCUGCAUUAGUUCUUUGAGCAAAGGCCAACAUACCCCCAAAUAGAAUACCUGGGAGGCCCCAAAUUAUAGAUGAGAAAUGUAAAAAAUUGUACCCUGUUUCCUGGUGUGUGGGUCUAGCAUAUCCCAAAUCUGUUUGCUCAGAAUAAGGGCACAAACUAGGAAAUCCCACAUUAUUAUGAAAAAAGAAAAGAACUAUGGAAGUGUCCUGAUAGAGUUAUGAAUUACAAAUCUCAAGGAAUUUCUAAGACUUAAUUUGGUAGAUGUAUGUAACCACGCAUCUGGGUGGAGGUUGUCAGAUUGCACAGUCUGGUUUAUAAUUUGAUGUACAUAUCCUAACAAGUUGAUGCUGUACAAUGAAACUUUGUGUCCAGUGAAGCAGUUAGAGACUUAUUAAAAUCCUGAGAUAAAUGAUAGACUAGAAUUCAGCACAUCUGUUAUACCCUUGUAACAACGUGGAAUGUCUGUGUUUAUGUAUCUUCAGAAUCGUGGGAAAGGAACAAUCUUGGGAUGGGGGGCUGCUGGGGGAGGUUCCCAGUGUUGGGGAUGACUGUGCUGAGCGGUCUGAGGGCCCCGCGGUUAGUCCCUGCACUGGGGCUGGGUCCGCCAGCAGAGGAAGCAGCGCGUGCCAGGACGGAGGCAGGGCGAGUGUGAGGGCUGAGCCUGUGGGUCUGAAUCUCCCUUCCGUCUGACAGGGCGAUUCUCAAUGGCUGAUGCCGAGAAUGGGGAGCAGGGCCACGCAUCUUGCCUUCGAAGUUGGACUUAGAACUGAAUCUCGGGGGAAGCACUGAAGAAUGUUAAGGCGGGAGCAUUAGAUGCUUUCCUUAGGUCAGCAUAGUUGGUGUGCUUUUUUGGUUUUGCUGCUCUUUUUUUCUAAGUUGAAGUCGUGUAAUCAAGAUUCCAAAGAGUUAAACAAAGGAACCGAUUUAGUGCACUGUUACUAUGUCAGGAAAUUAAAGGGCUUGAGAUAGUUUCAGUUUCCUCUCUAAUAUUAAUUUAGCCUGAGCAUUGGGCAGAGCCAUCCAUUGAAGUCGAAAAGUCUCCAAGUAGUAUGCACUUUAAUUGCCUCACACUUUCGUUGGCCAAUUUAAAUUGUAUUAAUUAUAGUAGUAAUUACUGUAGUGAUUUAAAAGUGCCAGUAAGAGUUAGGGACAAGUUGCCACAUGUUUCUAAGAAUAGUGUGUAGCAUGUAGUAGGAAGUGCAGAAUUCUUGCGCAUUAUGGGAAGUGUUCAGUUACAUUAUACUGGGUCAUACUUGCGUAUAAGCAGGCGAUUGCCAGAUAAUGUUUGUUUACUGCAGUGAUUUUGCAAAUUCAUCCUAGUCAAUAGGGCUGUACUGUCCAGUACAGCUGUUGGCUCUUUAAAUGUGACUAUUCAAAUUAGUGAAAAUUAUGUAAAAUUUAAAAUUCAUUUCCUUGCUCCCACUAGCCACUUGUGGGUAGUGGCUGACAUAUCAGAUAGUCCAGAUGGAGGACAUCUCCAUCGUUGCAGAAAAUUCUGUUAGUGCUACUCUAAACGUUGUCUUCUUUUACAAAUAUCUUAAAAGCCAUUUAAUAUUGAAAUAUUUACAGUUUAAAUGAUAUAAUUUGAUUCAAAAUAAUUGGGCAGAAGGGAGAAUGGGACGCUAUGGAGGAAACAAGAUUUGCUGUAAGUUGAUAAAUGGUGAAGCUAGGUUUAGGGUCUGUGAGGUGUCAUCAUAUUAUUCUCAUUAUUCAGAAAUCGUGUAUGUUUGAAAUUUUUCAUAAUAAAGAAUUAAAACAGAAGCCUUAAAUAGGAACAGUGCUCCCACCAGCCUACAAAAGGGCGUCUGAAUCUCCGUACCCCCCCCCACCCCCCGCCUCCCACACCCCCCCGGGGGACUGGUGGCAGGGAGGGAGUUAGUCCUGCCCCAGGGCUUCCCCUAAAGGGUACGCAUGGUACCACAUUUUUGUUUAAUGUUCAUUUCAUUCCCCCCUCGAAACACACAGGUAACAGCCCAGGCUCGCAUUUGUUCAGAAGAGUUGGAGCUGCCCAAAUGAAUCUUGUGGGUAGAAUGUGCUAGGUUAUGAUAUUAUAUCAGAAAUUCAAGUGGUGCUGACAUUAAUGUUAGCCAACUCAAAACAGUGUUCCUAAUGAAAAGAAUAGAGUCCUUUACUGGGUGGUUGGCUUCGGUCUGUUCACAGCCAGAUCAGUCAGUUCUGUCUCUGGUUUCCUGCUUACCAGCUCCUACGGUGAUGGCGCUGGGAGAGAGAAAGAGGGGGUUGUCUAGAAACCCCCUGGCCUGAGAAGAAAGCCAUCAGUGAACACUGUCACCGUGCCACCAGAGGGCUGUUUGCAGUUGCUCCAGAAACGUGCCCAUUUCGGUCUCCCACUGCAUCUCUAACAAAUGGUGGCAGGGCUUAUUGUGAGCCAAGAGGAACGGUUGAGAGGACAGUCUUUGGCGUCAGACUUGGCCUUGAGCGCUACCCUCAGUCAGCGGUGAUCCGAGGAAGGGGAAGAAUGAGCCCUCAGCAGCUGUCAGAGAGAGUGACGGUCGGGUGGUGCCUGGCACGAGGUGGAGGGCUCAGGUUCCGAAAUCAGAGAUUUGAGAUUAAAAAUGGCAGGAAAAUCAUCGCUUUUUAAAGUAAUUCUCCUUGGAGAUGGUGGAGUUGGGAAGAGUUCUCUAAUGAACCGAUAUGUGACUAAUAAGUUUGAUGCCCAGCUCUUCCAUACAAUAGGUGUGGAAUUUUUAAAUAAAGAUUUGGAGGUGGAUGGACACUUUGUUACCAUGCAGAUUUGGGACACGGCCGGUCAAGAGCGUUUCAGAAGCCUGAGGACGCCAUUUUACAGAGGUUCUGACUGUUGCCUGCUUACUUUUAGUGUCGAUGAUUCUCAAAGCUUCCAGAAUUUGAGUAACUGGAAGAAAGAAUUCAUAUAUUAUGCGGAUGUGAAAGAGCCCGAAAGCUUUCCUUUUGUGAUUUUGGGUAACAAGGUUGACAUCAGCGAGCGGCAGGUGUCUGCAGAAGAAGCUCAAGCCUGGUGCAGGGACAACGGCGACUAUCCUUACUUUGAAACAAGUGCAAAAGAUGCCACGAAUGUCGCAGCGGCCUUUGAGGAAGCAGUCCGAAGAGUGCUUGCCACCGAGGAUAGGUCAGAUCACUUGAUUCAGACAGACACAGUCAGCCUGCACCGAAAGCCCAAGCCCAGCUCAUCUUGCUGUUGAAGUUCGAGAGGUUGCCCGUGCGAUCUAACCAGCUCACACACAUGCACAGAUAAGCACAGGGUGGAGACGAGAAUUCGUGUUUGCAGCAAUGGAUCAUGUACUCAUAAAAUUAAACUAACCAUAUUGCUGCCUUGUUAGUGGGUGGGAGAAGGGACGCAUCCACUCACAGGAGAAUCUAUUUACUCAGUAAUGGCACCUUACAUUUAUAAGUUGUAACGGUUGUCUAAUAAUGUUUAAUUUAAAUGUGUAUGUCACAGAGCUAAUAAAUGAGAUGACCAAGACUUUACAAUUAAAACAAAACACUUGAGUAUUCUAGAAGUUACUGUUUUUUCCCCGGGAAAAUGGAGAACUACUUUUUCUAUGUGUGUAUUUUUAUGUAAUUAGCACUCUGUUCCUGGUUCAGGGAAAACAUGUCCUAAAGCAAUAAUGUUAGAUAUUAAAGAUUAAAAUCCAGUGCA
This is a messenger RNA of Physeter macrocephalus (sperm whale), 3785 nucleotides long. It is a transcript of the gene RAB9A, whose product is annotated as RAB9A, member RAS oncogene family. The record is from RefSeq and is a predicted model, not a curated record. Gene Ontology annotation, cellular component: lysosome; phagocytic vesicle; late endosome. Bases 2722 to 3327 code for a protein of 201 amino acids. Gene Ontology annotation, molecular function: GTP binding; GTPase activity. Lineage: Eukaryota; Metazoa; Chordata; Mammalia; Artiodactyla; Physeteridae. The transcript is spliced from 2 exons. Gene Ontology annotation, biological process: retrograde transport, endosome to Golgi; Rab protein signal transduction.